Cucurbitaria berberidis CBS 394.84 is the source of this 1308-nucleotide messenger RNA. RefSeq lists its product as uncharacterized. Gene Ontology annotation, molecular function: protein binding. The transcript has a single exon. NCBI's taxonomy places the organism in Eukaryota, Fungi, Ascomycota, Dothideomycetes, Pleosporales, Cucurbitariaceae. The record is from RefSeq and is a predicted model, not a curated record. Bases 1 to 1308 code for a protein of 435 amino acids.
AUGAGCGACAAGCACUCGACUAUCACACAUCGCGCGGAAGAUGGCUUUGGGGAAGCAUUUAACAACGCUGUACCAGCGCCGCCACCGAAUAUUGGGCCACCCAAACUCCUACAGCUCCCAGAUGAGCUCCUUCUCACGAUAGCGAUGAACCUGGAUGGUAGAAGCCGAAAUAAGGACCUCCGCAAUCUCGCUCUCACUUGUCAUCGUUUCCGGGGCGUGGCGCAAGAGAUUCUCAUUUGCAACGCGAUUCUCACUCCGGACGCAGUGUGCCGAAACCUUGAACUGCUUUUCGAACACCCCGAGCAUAUCCAUAAACUCCCGAGUCACCUUGAUCUCUUAGGGAGGGGGUAUAGGUCAGACGACAUCUGGUACCCUACCAGCGACGACUUCGCCCAAGCCUAUGGGGAAGUCAUGAUCAAGACAUGUGGGCUAGGCUACGGGCUAGAUUGGAUCAAAGACUUCUCGAGAGGUGCUGAAUCACGAACAUCUGCUUGUUUAGCGAUCUUGAUUCUGCUUCGUCCCAGAUUAGAGCAUCUGUCCAUAUCAGAUCACUGUAUCAACGAGUGUAUACUCUUCUCUAAGUGCGUCGAGCAACGAAUUCCAGUCCGAUUCCGUAUAUUUGGUUAUCAGCCUACCGCUUCCAGCAAUAUCCCUCAGUGGCGAACUUUGAUAAUCAAUACCUUUGCUCCAAAGUUGCUGACUUUGGAGGUGGUCGAUACUUCCUACGGAGGCAUGUUAAACCGUCUUGGAUUCCGGAAGUUCCAGAACUUGAGACAGCUCUCAGUAUCAGCAGACCAUAUCAUCUUCCUAUCAAGGGCCCAUGCGCUAGUUCCGCUUUAUGAACCUUCGGAUCCGAUCGAUGUGCUACCCAACAGCUUACGCUCACUCCAAAUCUACGUUGAAGAUUUCACAUCUGAGUGUGGAUCUAUAUACGAAUGGCUUGAAAAGCUUCGUAAUCAGCAGAACGCGUUCCCAUUACUGCGCACGAUUCGGCUCUUCUUCAAAGUCACACUUCAGGCGUUCCAAAACUACUCGAAAUCGGAUAGCACGGAGAGGUACUGGUCUCGUUUUAGCGAUACCUCCAACCAAGCUAAACAUAAAUUAGAGUUGUUGGAGAGUUGGAGGGAUUGGGACAUUAGCUUGGAGAUGUUCUUCCUUAAGUUGGAAGGACCACCGCGCCCAGAGGGCAUAGACGCGUGGAACCAACAUUAUAAGGCGUUAAUGAGGACACCUCUGGACCCAGACGCAAACGAUUUGUGCCACUUCCUUCAAGUGCCAUAUAAUCAUGUGCUUGAGGGGGUGCGAUAG